AUGGAUGAUUCAGAAGGGUUUACAGUGGAGGAGAAGAAGACUCCUAAUUCUAUCGAAGUAAGCUCAUAUGGUGUUUAUCACAGAAACAAAAAAAUUUGGCCAACACUGAAGCCGUUUGUUAAUGGAUUCCUGGCUGGACAGCUCACAUUACUUGGUUGCUAUGGUGCUUACUGGUCUGCCAAGUUAACGUUGUAUGUUGCUGAAGAAGCCCAUGAUCACCGUAAUGCUGCCAAAAUCAGGACUGCCUUACAUGCGGUUAGGAAGAAUUUGCCACAUUGGAAGCUUUUUCAAGCGACUUAUGCAACUGCACAAUUUGGAUCAUUCGACAUUUUAACGAAAAAGGUUGAAGCUGCGAAUGGUGGCCUGCGUUUAACACUCUACCAAGAAGCUUGUUGUGGCCUCAUCUCUGGCGGUAUUGCAGGCAGCUUUUAUUAUCCAUUUGCUUCUCUAAGAGCUAGCUCUUCGCAGUCUGCUGAGACACAAAUCAACUACAGAAACUUGUUUGCUUCUCUCUCUCAUAAAACUAGAAGCGAAGGGCUCUUUGCAUUGUGGAAAGGCUCAGGUUUUUAUGUAUCCAGACAAAUGGUCAUGAAUAUGGGCUUGCUAACAUCAUAUAGCCGAAGUGUGGGUUAUUUUAGUGAAUCUGUUGGUUUGACCAAAUUUCAAGCACAAUUAGGUGCUGGAAUUGUUUCAGCUUUCUUUGCAGCAGCCUGUGGCUGCCCAUGGCCUCACAUUGCCGCAAUUAAGCGUAUGAUUCAAGCUGAUGGAGGCAGAAAGCAUUCACACAGAGAUGCUCUAUAUUGUAUCUGGCAAGUUUUUCGGCCUGGAGGACAAUUCAAGAUCUAUUCAGAGAUUUUCAAAUCUUUUCUUCGUUUCACCCCUUAUUACGUGAUGCAAUGGCUGAACCUGGAAGAUGUCCGGGCACUCGUGGAAGAAAAGGGAUUAUAGCAUCAGAACAGUUCAUGGUAGAUGGAUGGGGAGAUAUGAAACCUACAUCCAAACUAAUGUCAAAGGCACUGAAAGAAUACUAGUAGCUAGUCUGGGGGCACAAUUCUGACAGCUGCCAAGCCUGAGCUUUUAAAAUUUGUCAAAUUUGGCGAAAAACCUCUCCAACUGCGUUUGCAUCAUGACAUUUCAUUAUCUUCGAAAAAUUUUCAAGGACCUGCUGCCACUUAAUCUUAUGAACCUUCCUCAUAUUGUAAGAAUCCUUUGUUGCUUCACUUGCCCUCCAGCAUUCCAUUUUGUUCCAACAGGGACCAGGUGCAAAGAUUCCUUAAACAAGAACAAUUUUGUAACUAUUUCUUAAAGCAAGA
This is a messenger RNA of Coffea arabica (coffee), 1313 nucleotides long. RefSeq names its product mitochondrial dicarboxylate/tricarboxylate transporter DTC. The record is from RefSeq and is a predicted model, not a curated record. Lineage: Eukaryota; Viridiplantae; Streptophyta; Magnoliopsida; Gentianales; Rubiaceae.